CAGUGACAGCGAUGGUCCUCAUGAGCAGGAGAUUGUCGAGUUUGAGCUCAUUGGGAACAGGCAUCCGAACCAUGACAUGAAUACAAUGGUCGAGCUGACAUCCUUCCAAUCCAUUGGUCGAAUGCAGCCUUUUACCGUGACCAUGUCUUCAUCGGCAAUGGCUAUGAUAGACAUUCAUGCCCACCUGACUACUUCUGAGGUAGUUGGCUACCUGGCUGGACAGUGGGAUGUCACUAACCAUAAUUUGAUUGUUUCUCAUGCCAUGCCAGUCAGAUGUCGUCUGGGUGAUGGGGAAAAGGGUCGUGCAGUGGAGCAAGCGCUGUAUGCAGAAAUGGAGAAAUUGAAUCUCUCAUUAGUUGGAUGGUAGGUAGCUUCAGG
Messenger RNA from Penaeus vannamei (Pacific white shrimp), 378 nucleotides. NCBI's taxonomy places the organism in Eukaryota, Metazoa, Arthropoda, Malacostraca, Decapoda, Penaeidae. The record is from RefSeq and is a predicted model, not a curated record.